Molecule: messenger RNA, 680 nt
Organism: Melitaea cinxia (Glanville fritillary)
Lineage: Eukaryota; Metazoa; Arthropoda; Insecta; Lepidoptera; Nymphalidae
Gene: CPR32
Product: endocuticle structural glycoprotein SgAbd-2-like
Exons: 4
Coding region: 81-515 (144 amino acids)
Cellular component (GO): chitin-based extracellular matrix
Molecular function (GO): structural constituent of chitin-based larval cuticle
Source: RefSeq, a predicted model, not a curated record
AUCUGAAAAAUCAUUCCAGCCUUACACAUCUGCCGAAGAUCACCACAUCACUUCAUAAUUAAAUUAAUCAUAAACAAAAAAUGAAGACGUUCAUCGCGCUGUCUGUCCUUGUGGCUAUGACUUAUGCAGCUCCCCAAUUUCAAUACCAACAACAACCUCAAUAUCCGUUACAAGUGAUACCCAUCAUCAGACAGAGCCAGGAAAUCAACCCUGAUGGCUCCUAUCAAUUCAGCUACGAAACUGGCAACGGUAUCACGGCGCAAGAACAAGGCUAUCUGAAAAACGCAGGAAUUAAGGAUGCCGAAGCUCAGGUCGCCCAGGGUUCAUUCAGCUACACCUCACCUGAGGGAGUCCCGAUUUCAUUGACCUACGUUGCUGAUGAAAAUGGUUUCCGUGCUGAAGGAGCUCAUUUGCCCACCCCUCCUCCUAUCCCUGAGGCGAUCCUUCGUAGCCUUCAGACUAUCGCGUCCCAACCUCAACAACCGCAGAACCAAUUCCAAGGCUUUCGGGGUUAACUUUGAUUUCGUGCUGUAAAAUGAUGCACGCGAACUACACAUCUACUGAAAGACAACUGAUGGCUUUAUGAUAACGUUAACUGAACGAAAUUUAGUAAUAAGAAUAUUGCUACUGUGAUGUAUUUUAUUUUAUAAGAAUGAGAUUAAACAGAAAAUAAAAAAUAA